Messenger RNA from Phaedon cochleariae (mustard beetle), 3460 nucleotides. Lineage: Eukaryota; Metazoa; Arthropoda; Insecta; Coleoptera; Chrysomelidae. The record is from the annotation of a GenBank genome assembly.
UUCGGGUAUCGGGUGGAGUAUUGUGUGUUGCAAUAACAAUAAUAAAACAUCAUUUUCAUAGUGAUUUGUUUUUCGAUAUUCUAGCCCAACUGAAUAUGAGAUGAGUCUGUGACCACGCUUUUUUGCCGAAUAUAUUUGUUAUACAUUUUGGGUAAGUCCUCGCUCGUUCCCGUUCAAACUCGGCAUAGCCCGAUGAGCCAGUUGGGAAGACGCUGCGCGGUUUGACAUGCUGUCAAUGCCUCGUGUUUAAAAAUACCGAACCCCAAAAGAGAGGAAACGCUCCCUAUUAUAUAUGGUGGCUCUACUAUUCUCCCUCUAACCUGCCACCAGAAUGUCGGGUGAUGUCCAGCCAAGGAAAAGGAAAGACAAGAAACGAAGGAAAGAUGAUUUUGACCCCGUUCCCGUUCAAGUACAUCCUCCCAUUUUCGCCAACAAUUCUUUGAGUGAUGACGUCAAUAUUCAUGUUCACAAGGAGGGUGGCACUGGAGGCAACAUCUGCGCCAAAUUGGUCUUCUUCUUUUUAUUUUCUGCGCUUGUUGUUCUCAUCGGACUCAUCAUCACCGAACAUAGAGGACUAACAGAUCUCGACUCUGCCGAUACAGAAUCAAGAUUCUCCCAUAUCUUCGAAGGCUUGGUAGAUUCUGGUAGAGAUGCACACGAUCAUGAAGACCCUGGCAUAGAAGAAGCCCUGGAUACCCAUGAUGACCACGAAGAAAAUGAAGAAGAAUUGAACGUAUCCGAACCUGAAGAUGAAGAAGAGACACUCAGUGAAGAAAAUGAUAAAAGUGAAGGAGAUGACCACAGCGAAGAAAACUCUAUGGAAGAAGAAGAUAUUCAAGCAGAUGAGCUAGAAGAAGAGGACGAUAGUGCUGUAUCUGAGGAACAGGAAGAGGAUGAUCAGGAAGGUGAAGAUAUUCCAAAUGACGAGGAAGACGAUGACGUUCAAGCUGAAGAUGAAGAGAUACUCGAAGACGACGAUGAAGAAAUUGCAGAUACUGUUGAGGAGUCUGACGAGAACUAUCAGGGUGGGGUGAAUUCGGAGGAGGUUGAUGAAGACAAGAAUGAGGAGGGGUCAAAAGGUUCAGAUGAAGCUGAGGGUGAUGGCUCUGAAGAACAAGAGGACGAUGAUGGAGGUGAAUACAAUAAAGAUGAAAGUGAAGAAAACGAUUCUCAAGCUUCGGAGAAUGAUAAUGAUGAAGCUGAAGACAAUGAUAAUGAAGCUCAUGAGAAUGGAGAAGAUGGUUCGGAUGAAGAGGAUAACGUAAAGCUUAUUAAGAGGAAGAGGGACAUAAAUGUCGAGAACGAUGAUGAAGAACCAGCUGCUUUUUCUGAAACUCGCGAAGAACACGAAGUCAAUCAUCUGAGUGGAGAAAAGGUAGUGGGGGAGAUUGUUGAAAAGACAGAGGCGGAAGCUGAAAGGGAACAAAGUGAACAAGAUGAACAUAUCCAGGAAAGCUCAGGUCUGGCUGUGAAACUGAGUGUCGGGGUUGCCAUAUUGGUGGUUGCAUACCUUGUGUUGGUUAGGAAAUGGAGAAACGCUGACGAUAGCAAACCGUCUUUAUCGAAUGAACAAAUGGAAACAGUCCCGGACUUAUCCAGAAGAAACACAAUAGUCCCACCUCCUAGCUACCAAGAAAUCGAACCAGACCUUGAAAACGCUGAAGAAGAUUAUUCGGAAGAAGAAUUGAGCGAAGAGGACGAACCAGUUGAAGCGAAAUCAUUGAAAGCGAAAUAUCAAGAACUCCGAGCGACAUAUUCGCGAUCUCUGACUCCCGAAAGUGAUCCGGAUCGUGAAAAAUCUCCCAAACCCCACGAAUACGAAGACGAAGAAAAUGUAGAUGAGGAAGAAGAAGAAAUUAGCGAAGAAGAAGAUGAUGAUGAUUAUGAGAAUGAAGAAGAGUAUGACGAGGAUGAUGAUGAAGAGUUACUGACGAGAUUGGAAGCCAAAUAUGGAAAACUACUUGGAGUUGGUGGAAAUCUGGUGGAUAAAAGAAACGAUUCUCCACAAGAUAUGGUUGAAGAUUCUGAUUCUGACAGACAAUCUGAUGAUGAAGAAUACAAAAACAUGAAUAUUACCAACAAAAAUGACUUCCAGAUCAGAAAUGAACUUGAUGAGGCCCAAAAGUCUGUCAGACAUAACCCGUCCUCUGCUGUGAAGCUUUUUGAUGCUAUUUUGCGAAAAAACCCAUCCUCUCCCAGAAGUUUGUAUGGAAAGGCCAUCUCGUUGGAUGCUCUGGCUGAUGAGAAACAGAGCAACGUGAUUCUGGAAAAGGCUCUGGCAAUUUAUAUCGAGCUGCUCCAGAGAGAAGAUGUCUUACCUGUUCUCUAUAAAAUGGUCGCCGAUAGAUGCAUAAACCGUACGAGAUUCAUGGGGCAAUAUAAAAAAUUAGUUAUGGUGCAUCAGCUUGUUAUUAAAAGAUUUCCUGGUGAUCCAAAGCAUAAAAAUGACCUAGCUGUGACGUAUUUGACUAUAAACAGGAUAGAAGAUGCGCGUUCUGUCUUCAAAGACGUUUUGAAACGAUGGCCCAGUGACGGUUAUGCACUUGUCCACUAUGGUUUCAUCCUGAAAACCGCCGAUAACAAAUUAGAAGAAGCCGUGCAUUAUUUUAGAAAGGGAUUGAAGACUCGAGAUGAAGGUGUCAUAGAUGGAAGGUUCUAUUUCCAUUUGGGAGACGCCCUCACAAGAUUAGGAAGAACUGAUGAAGCAAACAAGGUUUACGAGGAGGGAGCAGAAAACAAAGUGUUCCUAUCCAAACACCAACGAUCCCUGUACAACGUCCCCCGUUUAACCGGCCGACCAUGGUGGCCGAAAGAACACCUCCAAAACGUCCAAUCGCUCAAUCUCCUCGAACAACAUUGGAAGGAAAUCAGCCAAGAAGCGCUGGCCGUCCUCAACGAAGAAGGCCUCUUCCGUGACGAGGCCGAGAACCUGAAAGACACCGGCGACUGGAAGCAGCUGGAGCUCUUCGCCAGAGGCCGGAGGAACGCGAAGAACUGCCGGAAAUGCCCGAUCACUUGCGCGAUCGUCGAUCGGAUACCCGAGGCGCGGUCGUGCAGGAGAGGCCAGACGAAGUUCAGCGUGAUGCAUCCGGGCACGCACGUGUGGCCCCACUGUGGCCCGACGAAUUGCAGGCUGAGGGCGCAUUUGGGGUUGCGGGUGCCGCCAGGGACGUUCAUCAGGGUGGCUGAUCGGACCAGGAGUUGGAAGGAAGGGGCGUUGAUCGUUUUCGACGACAGUUUCGAGCACGAAGUUUGGCAUAACGGGACCGGCAUCAGAUUAGUCCUGAUUGUUGAUAUCUGGCAUCCAGAACUAACCCCAUACGAAAAAAAGAGCCUCUCGGCUAUUUGAUGUUUUGUGAUUGUAUUUUGAUAUACGUACGUAUUUACUUUAUAAUACUUGAAGUGGAGUUGUGCUGUGUAAAUAAAAUUUAAGUAUUCGUUCGUUAUGAUAAAGAAAUUC